This is a messenger RNA of Lactuca sativa (garden lettuce), 2242 nucleotides long. RefSeq names its product sporulation 11-2 (gene SPO11-2). Lineage: Eukaryota; Viridiplantae; Streptophyta; Magnoliopsida; Asterales; Asteraceae. Gene Ontology annotation, cellular component: nuclear chromosome. Gene Ontology annotation, biological process: meiotic DNA double-strand break processing; reciprocal meiotic recombination; meiotic DNA double-strand break formation. The record is from RefSeq and is a predicted model, not a curated record. Gene Ontology annotation, molecular function: DNA topoisomerase type II (double strand cut, ATP-hydrolyzing) activity; DNA binding; ATP binding.
UUGUCAACUAAUAAACAUACAUUUUGACCUUCACAAGUCAAACUCCAACUUAUGAUUUUGUUCCAAAUUCAUUAAAAGACACGUUUCUUUUUGCAAAUUCAAUACCCACUUCCAUUUUUAGCUAUAACCUUUAUAAUUUCAAAGAUUUACAUCAAUCUUGAAUUCUAAUUCCAUCAUCUAAUAGAAUCAUCUUUCUAUUUAAUAUUUAUAUUUGUAGGUCGUACUCGAAAGCUUUCUUACCCAUUACCAACAAGAACAACAAAAAUCCAGAAAAUCAAGAUUUGAACCUUUUGCUACUACACCUUUCUUCAAAGAAACAUAUGGUGAUCUUGAACCAAACAUAAGUUUUACACUUACAAAUCCCAGAAGUUUAGACACUGAAUGAAACAGAUCUUUACAUCUUUCUGAAUCCAACACAUCACAGUUUGAGGUUACUUGAUAAUUAAUCUCAAGUAUGCUAUAUUUGAUGUAUAGUGUUCAUUGUUAGCGGAUUCCGAGGUUGUUUUACUUAGGAAAAUUGUUAGAACUAUUAUUUAUUUCUAAAAUUGGGGGUUAAGUUUAUGUUAAUGUUGGUUUUCUUUUAAGUUUUAACCAUAGCUGUUAAAAGGGUAGGAUUUAUAUCAACUCCAGUGUAUGAUAAUGGAAGAUGAUAAUUGGUGGUUUUUUAUUGUUGUUUUAAGUGUUAUGUAUCCUAUGGAUUUGAGUUUCUUUAAAGGAGAAUUGUUAAUGGUGACUCUUAUAUUAAGAGUUUCUUAAAUUUAGCCUUUUAUGUAAAUGCAAAAAAUAAUACUUCUAUUGAUUUUCUUAUUAUAACAUCCUAUUUUUGUUUCUUUCUAACCAGCUCGGCUGUCAAAUGAAAUCCAAUUUAUAAAUUUAAGCUCCUUGCUUGAUUUUACUUUUUUUAUUUAAUUUUAUUUAAAAUAAACACCCGUGCUCAUGUUUAAUAGAAAAGAAGUGAAGAUAGGAUUUUGAUUUUUGAAUAUAUAAAGCAAAUUGGCGCGCUAUUUGGGCCACAAGCAGUAGGGCUGCAUCAUGGGAGACGAGCGCAGAUCCACCAUCUUCUUCACCGAGCAACACCUUUCCUACGCCGAUAUCCUUCCACCUCUUGAGGUCCGAGCUAGAAUCGAAAUAGCCGUCCUGAAUUUCCUCGAGGAUUUGAACUCUUCAACUCCAGCCAUCUCAAACCUCCCUAUGAUCAACCGUAAAUCAAGUAAUAGCAGAGUGAAUCAGAGUCUAUUAACCGAAACUUCAUGGAUCUUUCUGUCACGUUCAUUCUGCACAAAAUCAUUGACGAGAGAGAAUUCUGCUAAAGCCUUCAUAAGAGUGUGGAAAGUGAUGGAGAUGUGUUACAGCAUUUUACUUCUGGAAAAGAGAGUAACUCAAAGAGAACUAUUUUACAAGUUGCUUUGUUCAUCACCAGAUUAUUUCACUACUCAACUACAAGUCAAUCAAACUAUCCAAGAUGUGGUAGCAUUGCUGAGAUGUAGUCGUUAUAGUCUUGGAAUCAUGGCAUCUAGUAGAGGAUCAAUAGCAGGUCGAUUAUUGUUACAAGGGCCUGAUCAAGAAACUGUUGACUGCACUAAAUGUGGGUCUUCUGGUUAUGCCAUUUCUGGUGACUUGAACAUUUUAGAAAAACUGGUGAUGAAGACAGAUGCAAAUUAUAUAAUUGUGAUUGAGAAGCAUGCGAUAUUUCAGAGGUUGGCUGAGGAUAAAGUGUUCAAUCAAAUUCCAUGCAUUCUUAUCACUGCAAAAGGAUACCCUGAUCUUGCUACAAGGUUUCUUCUUCAUCGCAUGAGUCGGGCUUUCCCUGAAAUGCCAAUUUUUGGAUUAGUUGAUUGGAACCCUGCUGGAUUGGCUAUUCUUUGCACCUUCAAAUAUGGAAGUAUUGGAAUGGGCCUGGAAGCAUACAGAUAUGCUUGCAACAUCAAGUGGUUGGGAUUAAGGAAAGAUGAUUUGGAGUUAAUACCAGAAGAAUCCUUCGUUCCAUUAAGGCCGAAAGAUACGCAAAUUGCCAAAAGCUUGACUUCUUCACAAAUAUUACAGGAUAACUAUAAAGAAGAACUGGCAGUAAUGGUUGAGAGUGGACAAAGAGCAGAAAUUGAAGCUUUAUACUUCCAUGGAUAUGAUUUCUUGGGGAAAUAUUUAGCAAAUAAAAUUGUACAAGUCCAUUACAUUUAGUUACUAUUAGAAUAUGACGUGUGACUUGGAAUUGUAUGACAACGUGAAUAAGUUUAUGACCCGA